ACCGCACUGUGCGUCCUGUGCGUCCUGUGCGUCAUCACGUUGCUGCGUCGUUCCGCCUUGCCUGGAGCCAGAAGCCAGCACGAGCUAACGGCUAACUUUCAGAAUUCAACUUCGCAAAGUUAUUCUGUCUAAAUAAGCUGUACCUGUUUUAAUCAACACCGUGAAUCAUCACCGGGAUUUUCUUCCAAACUGACCCCGUGACCCUCCUCUCUCCGGCGGGGAAAACUGAGCAAUGUACAAUGGGAUUGGCCUGACGACUCCUCGCGGCAGUGGGACCAAUGGCUACGUCCAGAGGAACCUGUCAAGCCUCCGGGCAAAGCGGCCCCGGGAAGAGCGCCCUCUUGAUGACAAAGACCGUGAGCGGCUGGAGAGUCAACUCAACCGGCAGCCCAAUGCUGACAUCCUGGAGCACCAGCGCAAGAGGCAACUGGAGGUCAAAUGUGCCGAGCUGCAGGACAUGAUGGAGGAGCAGGGGUACUCUGCUGAGGAGAUCGAGGAGAAGGUAAACAGCUUUCGAUUGAUGCUUCAGGAGAAAGAAGAACCCGCCCCAAAACCUAAUGACAAACCAACUGUGACAGAGACCCAUGCUCUGGCUGCGGCGAAUCAGCAGAAGAAUGACCGUCUGCGUGCGGCGUUUGGAAUCUCCAGUGACUACGUGGACGGAUCUUCGUUUCACGCUGACCGCAAAGAGAAGGAGAAGGAGAAGAGGGAGCAGGAGAAGCAGGAGAGGGAGAGGCAGCAGCAGCAGAAAUACACUUUGGUGGAAGACUCAGAUGAUUCAGAUUCUCCUCCAAAGAAACGAAGCCGAAAGAAGAAAAAGAAAAACAAGAAACGGGACAGUUCAGAAGAUGAGUCAUCUCCUUCCCCGAGCAGAGAAAAGAAGAAAUCUAAAAAGAAGAAGAAGAAACAUGAAUCUUCAGAAGAGGAGGAAGACAGUUCUUCAAAUGAAAAACAUAAAGUGUCAAAGAAAAAGCCAAAGAAGAGCGAGAGUCCUCCUCCUAAAUCUAAGGCAAUGAGGUCAGAGAAGUGUCUCCUCCAGCUCUGAGCACAGUGAGGCUCUGCCCCCGAGGUCCCGCCCACAGGAAGUGAAGAGUAAGGAGAGAGAGCGAAAAGGGAGGUCUCCGGAACGAAGGCGAG
Messenger RNA from Periophthalmus magnuspinnatus, 1137 nucleotides. RefSeq names its product serine/arginine repetitive matrix 2 (gene srrm2). Lineage: Eukaryota; Metazoa; Chordata; Actinopteri; Gobiiformes; Gobiidae. The record is from RefSeq and is a predicted model, not a curated record. The transcript is spliced from 9 exons. The coding region runs from base 233 to 1045 and encodes 270 amino acids.